Messenger RNA from Salvia splendens (bonfire salvia), 3982 nucleotides. Its product is annotated as transcription factor MYB56. Gene Ontology annotation, cellular component: nucleus. The transcript is spliced from 5 exons. The record is from RefSeq and is a predicted model, not a curated record. Lineage: Eukaryota; Viridiplantae; Streptophyta; Magnoliopsida; Lamiales; Lamiaceae. The coding region runs from base 3071 to 3787 and encodes 238 amino acids. Gene Ontology annotation, biological process: regulation of DNA-templated transcription. Gene Ontology annotation, molecular function: RNA polymerase II cis-regulatory region sequence-specific DNA binding; DNA-binding transcription factor activity, RNA polymerase II-specific.
GAUGAAUUAUGUGAAUCAUUAAUUUGAUUUCAACACUCUCUCCAUCGCCACCGUCUCUCCGGCAUCUCCCAGCCAUCGACUCCACCUUCCCCUGCUAUAUUCCAUCUUCUUCCAUUUCUAUCCCUCUGCUUUAUCACGUACUCCUAUUGAACUUUGAUUUCAAGGUUUGGAGCUCUUAACACCCAAAUUCAUUUUCGAUUAACCGUCUAAUCGAUUGAGUAAUCCGUUUGUUUGGGCUAAUUUUCACGCUCCUCACCACAACUAUUAUCCGCCUAUUAUUUCUAGAAAUUGAAUUUUCUGAUCUUCCUUGGUAUUGAGGUCGGACAGUCUUUGGUGAUUGAGGAUCCAGAUGGUGAUUUUGUUGUCACUGCAUUUGAUGCCAAUUAUUGACCGGGUUAUUAACUGUAUAUGGAAAACCCCCCAGAUGCCAAUGUGGUGUAUUUGGCAUGAGGUCAAGAAGAAAUACUUGUCAAGGUGUCGCAAACAUUUGUUCCUACUAUUUGAUGGCUUCCCCAAACUAUUUGAAAGAGCUGGAGCGAAGAUUGCUGAGGCUUGUGCCAGUUUUCAGCACGGACAUCUUAUUAUAUGUACUUCUUCACAUGGUAUGCUUGUAAUGAGGAUUUUUGGAAGAUGUAAAAGCAAAGAGUCGAUCAAGUUGUCAAAGAUAUAUGUGGAAUUUGGUACAUCUGUUACUGAAUACACUCAUCCAGAGAAGAAUUGGAUUGGGCCUUGCGACUUCUUGAACCUAAAUGGGUAGUGGCAUCAACGUCUAGUAGCAGGGCUAUGGAGCUGGAUUAUGUUAAGAAGCACUGCUUUAAAAUCGACAAGCAUUUGAUGACUCUCUGAACUCUGUGCAUAUUUCUUGAUAUUAAAACUGUAGAGUCAUUAUUAGUUCAAGAUGAAUCAAAUAAAAUUUAGGCUGCCCGCAUGUGCAGGACGAAAUUUCCAGUUGCUAUGCAGAAGCACAAUCUUGAUCUUUUGUCAUCCACCUUCCAGCAGAAACGGUUGAAUCGAUCUCUCCAAGCACAAGGCUAAUGGUCACAUUAUUUAGACAAGCGACGAUUGGUCUCCCCUAUUCGGCAUUCCUACAUGAAUGUAAAGAUGCAGCAGCCAUUUGUAAAAUCCGAAGAUCAAUUGGUAACAAUUAAACAAGUUAGUUUUCUGGAACAAAUUGCAAGGGGCCCUACCAGUACUUAUGAUAAGGAGAUUUUCACCAUUAUUUCAAUGGUGAAAGAAUGGAUGGAGUGAAGCUGGUAGCCUGGUACUGAACUAAAGAAUGUUCACUAAGUGAGUCCUCUCUUUUUAUGCUCCAAUAAUUAUGAAUUUCAGUGAGAGUGCUGAUUAUUUCGCCUGCACACUCGCAAAUUGACCAGUUACUUGGUUUAUGUUUAUUAAACCAAGUAUCUUUCUGAUGACACCCCAGGAUUGACAAUUACAUAUAUAGAUAUGUAUCUUAUUCCUGUCCACAGUACAAAAAUUUCCCGGAUGGAACAAUCAGGCUCUCUAAUCCUUUUUCCUUUAUAUUUUCCUUUCCGCGAGAUCUGCGAAAGUGUACUGGUAAGAAUGAAAUUGACAGGAAAAUAAGGGAGUGACAUAUACCUCACAACUGAGUUACAUUCAUCAAGUUUUAGUACUGACCAUUUACUUAUUUGCAGAAGUUCUUUCUGUUUAUUAAUGAAUUUCAAUAUGGAAAAUGAUGUUACAGGUCAAGUAUCUAAAGGAACAGCUAUGGUACUUGUGGAGCAAUUAAAACAUUUUUUUAUCAAAUAAGUUCCUUUCAAGAACAUGUCUGCAACCUCCAAGUGGUUGAAAGGAUGCACAGGGCUGCAGAUAUUGUUUGCUAACGGGAACACCUGAUUUCUCUUAAAAGAUGGUGGCAGUUCUCAUUUUACUUUAAAUGGCUUGCAACCAAAAUUUCUUCAUGCUCGUGUCUAUAGAUCCAUGAGAAGGCUGUAAGGUACUGGAAAGAAAAUAAAAAGAAGUUUCAAGCUUUAAAGUCUAGUUUAUGACCGUAGCUUGUGUCAAAAUUCUUCAUAUAGUUAUUUAUUUAUGGAGCUUGUUGCUAGCAUAUUCUCAGAAAACUCAAACAGUAGAAUGUUUAGGCACUUCUCACAAUUUAAACAAUCUUAAGGCAAUGAAUGAUGUAAUAUAUCACAUUGUUUCAGGAUUUCUCUUAGAAGUUGGUCGCAUUUUUCAUCUUACUUUAAAUUUCUUGCAAUAAUGGAUGACCAAAUUUUCUUCAUGCUCCUGUCUAUCAUUCCGUGAGAAGGCUGUGAUAAGUGUUACUACCUCUUUUAAAAAAUAGGCAGUUCGCAUUUACUUGCCAGAUUGUGCAGUAUUAACUCUCCUGGGUUGUUUAAUAUAUUGUUGCGAAACGGACAAGCAAUCCAAGCCUGCAAUUUAAAGUGUUCAUCUGACCAACUUUUUAUCUCUGAUAUUUGCUUUUUUUGUUGGUGCAGCAAUAAAUAACAUUUUGAAACUGAUAUGCACCAACAAGGAGGUUUGCUUGCACAGUGUUUUUAAAAUCUCACAGCUUAUGUUCCUUUUAUUUCAUUGUGUUCAGUUAUCCCGUGAGAUAAUAGAAUCGAGGGUGCUUCAAUGUGUUUAUGGUUCACAUAGAUUUAUUCCUUUUAAUGAUUUUUGAAAUAAAUAAAGCUAUACAGUAUUAAAGUAGCAUUAAAGUUUGCAACCAAUGCAUUUCUUCGCAUUAUAUAUCGGAGAUGAUUCCUUUGGCGUGUCUAGAGAUAACAUUAGUGAGCUCUUUAAGUACAGAAAGUCAGAAACUCAUUAAUUGUCUUGACGCACAGAGUUGAGUCAUUUACGAUGAUAGAUUACUCGAGCGUCCAUUACAAGCGUUGACAAUGAGACCUGAUUCAAUGCAUUUCUCUUACCUUUUUCCCCUAUAUGUAAUUCGUCCAAAGUGACAAAAUCAGUUUCAGAACUUUACUUCUCUCCAGCUAUGAAUCGAUGCAUUUCUCUUACCUUUUUCCCCUAUAAAUUAUGAUUUGAACUUCACUUCAGACGCCACAGACAUAACUAAUCAUCUUGUAAGAGGCUCUAUUUUUCUGCAAUGGCAACCUUGAGAACCAGUCGCGGAGCAAGCUUGAGCAGAAAGACUUGCAGAAGAUGGCACUGGACACAGGAGGAAGACGACCUCUUAACUUCCCUUGUCCAGAUGCAUGGUCCGGGGAAGUGGGAUCAAAUUGCAACUCAUAUCCCAGGGAGAUCAGGGAAGAGCUGUAGGAUAAGGUGGCUCAACCAAUUACACCCAGGGGUUGAUAAGAAACCGUUCAGCGUAGAAGAGAAGCAAAGGCUGCUUGUGCUUCACAGACAAUUAGGAAACAAGUGGGCUGUCAUUGCCCAUUACUUCCCUGGUCGAACAGAUAACCAAGUGAAGAACCAGUACCAUAUACUGGCAGGGACUCGGAAAUCUGCUCCUUUCCCUCCCAGAAAUGAUCCCCAUGUCCCUCUGGACAAUGAAUCUAGAGGUUUGUUUCAAAACCUGAGCAUUUCAAUGGUUGGUUCUCAUUUUUCUGGUGUUUCCAGCCUAGGAACAAACUAUCAUGGAUCGGCUCCCAUGGUGGGUGUGAUGCCUGGCUUGAUUAGCAGCUCCUCGUCUGUGUAUGGCAUGGGUGGAUAUCUUACCCAGGUUGGGACGGCCAUCCCGAGUAGCCUUGGUCCUCGCCCAAGCUAUGGCAAUUCCAUGAUCUCUGAUGCAAAUUCUGCAAGUGUUGGAGGUUAUGAAUUCAUGGACUUUUUCAGGGUUGGAAUUGGUAGUUCAGAUUAAAGAGUGGUUGCUUAUGUUGUUAUGCUUUUCUCACCUUGCUCUCUUAUUUCAUCUAUUCUGGAGCGUGUUUGUUUUCGUAUGUUGAGUUUGGAGACUACUGUUUGGUGAUUUUGAUAGAGUGGAGACAAGGAUUUUUCAUGGUUGUUGGUUUCAUUCUUGAUAUCCGACUUAUAAAAUUAUAUUAUUGGAUCAAAA